CUUUUCUCGGCUUAUAUUUUAUAAAUGAGAGUGGAUAGAUUUUUUCCUCACUUUUUUGCCAAUUCCAGUGAAAGAAAGACACUAAGAGCUCUACAUAUAGUCUUUGGCUCGAUAUAAGGUGAUUUUAGAAUUAAGAUGACGAAUUUCAAGAUUUUUGUGGGGAUGGUGUUUCUGGUGUUCAUCUUUUCGCCUGAAGACUUUGGAGCGCACGGUACAAGGGGGCCACCAGGUCCUCGUGGGCCCCCCGGAUAUCGCGGUUCCCGGGGUUUACCAGGUCUCCAAGGACUACGGGGACUACGAGGAUUGAAAGGGGCAAGAGGACACGUGGGAUUGACAGGACGUCCUGGUUCUAGAGGUCUUCGUGGUGACAGUGGCAUACCCGGGACGCCUGGUCCCCUCCAGAAGCUAAAAUGUGGUUUUUAUAAAUCCCAUUCGAACAUCAAGUACUCCAGCUUCGUCAGAUGUCCUUUCCUGGAUCACUUGAUUCUGUCGUGUUCUUGUUGGUCCCCUAGUAGCAACUGCUCUGAACAGUAUUCUAUUAAGGGGAAUUUGUGUAGCUGUGUGUGUAAAAGGGCGCGUGCUACUGCUGUGUGCUGUAGAGUCGCAACGAAAAAUAUGGGAAAGAAGUAGAAUUUAAAAAGAGAGUGAAAAAAUUCUAAUUCUCAGCAAGACAUAAAAUACAGUUGGUUAAAGUGCGAAAGACCGACUUGAAACUUGGAAUACCUUUAGUCAGUUACGCGAAAGCUAAUAAACUAAUAAACGUUGAGAAAAGGAGUAA
Molecule: messenger RNA, 778 nt
Organism: Actinia tenebrosa (Australian red waratah sea anemone)
Lineage: Eukaryota; Metazoa; Cnidaria; Anthozoa; Actiniaria; Actiniidae
Biological process (GO): extracellular matrix organization
Molecular function (GO): extracellular matrix structural constituent conferring tensile strength
Source: RefSeq, a predicted model, not a curated record